AAGUAUAAAAGUCUGACACUGCUUCAGUCAAAGUGCAUUCUACGUCUUAGCACUGACCUGGAGUGAGCAGACGUCCAAUCAUGAAGCGGCUCUUGGUGUUUACGCAUGUGUGCUUCGUUGUGGCUCGGUGCUAUGCUAUAGCCCCCCAUGAUGUUGUAGAUCAUCAUGAAGUAAAUCCUCAAGCCGAAGAAGAUUCCCAUUACGGUACCAAAUAUGACCGCUGCGAGGGCAUCGAAUUUGAUGCCAUAGCCCCUGAUGAGAAAGGAAUUGCACUCUUUUUUAAAGGUGACCAUUUAUGGAAGGGGUUCUCAGGACCUGCUGAGCUUGCAAAUCUUACAUUCCAGGAAUUAGAUGAAUAUCAUCACCUGGGUCAUGCGGACGCAGCCUUCCGCAUGCACAGUGAAGACGAGGAAGACAGGAAACACCAUGACCAUGUCUUCUUCUUUCUGGAUGACCAAGUCUUCAGUUACUACAACCACACUCUGGAGAAAGGCUUCCCUCUGGAGAUCCAGCAGGUGUUUCCAGAUGUUCCCAGUCACCUGGAUGCAGCAGUGGAGUGUCCAAAAGGAGAGUGCACCACAGACUCGGUCCUGUUCUUCAAGGGACAUGACGUGUACAGCUUUGAUAUCAAGACCAAGACUGUGAAGAAGAAGACAUGGGAUCACUUGCCUGUCUGCACAUCUGCAUUCCGCUGGGUCGAGCACUACUACUGUUUCCAUGGUCACAACUUCACUAGAUUUCAUCCCGUGUCUGGAGAAGUUGAAGGGAAUUAUCCCAAGGAAGCUAGGCGCUACUUCAUGAGAUGCCCAAACAUUGAUCACGGGGCUGGACACAGAAGACCUCGCUGUAAACUUGAUGCCAUCACUACAGACAGCACUGGCAAAUCCUAUGCAUUUAUAGAGACAAUGUACAUUAGACUGGACACACCUCGUGAUGGCGUUCAUCCCUUCCCCAUUGCAAGAUCAUGGAAGGAAGUUUCCGGACAUGUAGACGCAGUGUUCUCGUAUGGUGACAAGAUUUACAUCAUCCAGGGUAAUCAAAUCUAUAUCUAUAAAUCAGCAGCACAUUACACACUCAUAGAGGGCUAUCCUAAACCUCUAAAGGAGGAGUUGAGCAUCGAGGAACCGGUGGAUGCUACAUUUGCCCCACCCUGCAACUUACAGGACUUAAAGGGGCCAACAUCUAGGUGCCAGAUACCACAGCACACCUUCAGGGAUCUAGUGGAGUCCACGCCUGAACAGGAUGAUCAAAUCUAUAUCUAUAAAUCAGCAGCACAUUACACACUCAUAGAGGGCUAUCCUAAAUCUCUAAAGGAGGAGUUGGGCAUCGAGGGACCGGUGGAUGCUGCAUUUGUAUGUGACGAACAUAUUGUACAUGUUAUACAAGGUCAGAAAAUGCUCGAUAUUGACCUGGAAGCGACUCCCAGAGUUGUGAAGGCCGAGGCUCAGCUGCCCUUCCCUAAGAUCGAUGCUGCUACAUGCCACACUGAUGAUGUGAAAGUGUUUGUUGGUGGAGAUUACUACCUGUACCAGAGCCCUAAACUGCUGGCUAAGAGCAAGAUUUUGCCAGAAUCCCACAAGAUGUCAUCCGAAAUGUUUGGUUGUGAACACUAAAAACCUUCACAAUGAAAUCUUAAUGCUGUUCUGUCAAAUUUCCUUUGAAUAAACAUUUCAGGUCA
Messenger RNA from Hemibagrus wyckioides, 1678 nucleotides. RefSeq names its product hemopexin b (gene hpxb). The coding region runs from base 81 to 1613 and encodes 510 amino acids. The record is from RefSeq and is a predicted model, not a curated record. The transcript has 12 exons. NCBI's taxonomy places the organism in Eukaryota, Metazoa, Chordata, Actinopteri, Siluriformes, Bagridae.